CGUUUCAAAACUCAAAUCUGUGUGGGAUUUUAACGUUGAUGUUUUUUCUCAAUCUGGGCACUAAGUUUGAUUCAGGUUCCAUAGAAGGAAAGUGGCAGUGGAUUUUUUGGUCAUGAAUUUAUGAUGCUUCCUCGCUUUCUGCAACAAAUUUUGACCGCCCAGACCACGAUUAAACUGCCAGCCUUGUAUCCCUGCAAUUCCCAACUGCGUCAAGAAGAAGACCGAUCGGCAUAAAUACAUAAAAUCGGGUUAAAAAAUUAACAAAUACAAUACAUAAAUUAGUACUUAAAACCCCAGAAAAAUAGAUGAGGAAAGAGCAUGGCACUCAAAUCAAAGAGGGGCAGCAUAAAAGAGAGAAACUUGGAGUGUAACAUGUGAGAAAGCUCACAGCACAGGGCUACACAAUCGUGCCAAGAGGCACAAAGAGGAAGAAACUUGAAUUUUUUUUUAGUGAUUUGAAGAGUCCAAAUUGGUUUUACACCAAGGGACUUAAAAAUCAGAGUAGAGAUGCCUCCACUUUAAAAGUUUUAACAGUAUUUUUUGUCAGAAGUGGACAAGAAUUCUCACUUUGAAGCCUAUUGUUGAAGGUGAAGGGCCAGAUGAAGUUAGUUCCAGAUUAAAUUGCAUUGAAUUUUCGGUUAGAUAUGGCACGAAAUACUGGCGGUCACAGUACAAAAAUAGCAGAGGCAUCCAUGGCAGUGGCGCAUUUUGGCUUCCCCGAAGAAAAGGUUAAGGAAACGCUAAAAAGACUGGUAAAAUUGUAUAAAGAUGACUGGAAGUUCAUUGAAGAAGAUAAUUAUAAAGAACUGAUUGAUAUUCUAACAAAGGAGAGGAAUGAGGAAUCAAACUUGAAUCACAAUUUCGAACAGCGGCAUGGCCAGGCUUCAUUUUCUGCUGUUAACUUCGCUAACAAAAAAGCUAAAAUUUUGGGUUCUAGUCCACCAGCUCAGGAUAAAGGAAAGAGUCUAGAAUCUCCUCAAGCUGCUGCUAGAGGAACAAGAUCAAAUUUUGUGAAGGAUAGAGUUAUGGAGGAUAGAGUACAUGAAGGUGUUUCCAAUUCAUCACAGUUUGAUAUUGCAUCUUCAGUCAAUGCAGAAGUGAAGGUCUCCUUAAUUUGUAACUCUUCUGGAAAUUCUUAUUUCAGACAACGGAGUUUGGAUGCAGUUCUAGAAGAGGUGGAAGAUGAAUGCCGCAAAACAUAUGGAAUCCAGAAUCCUGAUUUCUCUUUGGUGAAGUUGAUGGAAAAGGUGUGCUGGUUCUUCUUGGAGAUGGACAACGGUUCUAGCAGUGAAACUGGGAGAAACAUUUGUGAGAAAUCAAAGCAGCCUGAAGGAAAAGAAGUUGUAACAGAUGAUAACGAGGAAAACUCUACAUUGGAGCCGAGUAAGGUUCUACAAGACCCACAAUCUUCAGAACCACAGAUGAUGGAGGCUGUCCUUCAAAAGAAAUACCCCAUUUAUCUCAAAGAUAUAUCUCGUGGUGAAGAUAAUAUACCAGUUCCCCUAGUGAAUGAAAGCAGCACACUAGAGUUGCCAGAUUUUAUCUACAUAAAAAAUAACAUGGUAUACCAAGGUGGCCAUGUUGAUUUUUCUCUUGCUCGAAUAUCAGAAGAUAACUGUUGUGCACAAUGUCUUGGAGAUUGUCUAUCCUCAGACUUGCCUUGUGCAUGUGCUGCGGAAACAGGUGGCGAGUUUGUUUACACGCAGAAGGGAAUGCUGAAGGAAGAAUUUUUGGAUGAAGCCAUUGCCGUGUCUCUGGAUCCUCAAAGAAAACACUUCUACUACUGUGAAAUCUGACCCCUGCAGAAUGAACCGCAACAGAGAUAUGGGAAAAUGAAACGAUGCAAGGGCCAUUUAACUAGGAAAUUUAUAAAAGAGUGCUGGAGUAAAUGUGGAUGCAACAAGAAAUGUGGAAAUCGUGUUGUCCAGCGAGGGAUACGAGUUGCUUUGCAGGUUUUUGCAGCACCUGAAGGGAAAGGGUGGGGUGUUCAAUCUGUGAAUGCCCUGAAGAAAGGCACUUUCAUUUGUGAGUAUGUAGGCGAAAUUGUGACGAAUCAGGAACUGCACGAAAGAAACAAUGAAAGGGCUGCUAAAAAGGAGAGGCAUACUUAUCCAGUGCUGCUGGAUGCAGACUGGGGCUCUGAAAGGAUACUGGAGGAUGAGGAGGCCCUUUGCUUGGACGCAACAGAAUUUGGAAACAUUGGCAGGUUUAUCAAUCACAGGUGUUAUGAUUCUAACUUGAUUGAGAUUCCAGUGGAAGUGGAGACUCCGGAUCAUCACUAUUAUAGACAUGCUUUUUUCACAACUAGAGGUAUUGAGCCGAUGGAAGAGUUGACGUGGGAUUAUGGUAUUCAGUUUGAUGACAAGCAUCAUCCGAUCAAAGCAUUCAAAUGCAAGUGUGGAAGCACGGGCUGCCGAGACAAGAAAAGACGGCAUUAAUCUAUUGAUCGAAGUUAAUUUUUAGUUGCUGCAUAAUGAGAUGGUAGCCAGUUCUGAAUCAGAAAGGGAAAUAUCAUACCAUUGUGUGGUUCAAAAUAAGAAGAAAAACCUCAUGGAUUAACCGCCAUUGAGGAAAAUCAUUAAACUCUUUUGAUUUCCGAUCUUUAUUUUAUCUGAGGAUACAUUACCUUUUAAUCUUGUAUCCAUCUUUUUUCCUAGUUAAUAGGAUCUUUUUUUUUACCAGCAUACCCUUCCAAUCCAUAUUGAAGCAAGAAAGGGUAGGAAUUCACAGGUUUUUUGCUGUCGAAUUCUUACCAUUGAUGCUUACUUCUUAUUUUCUUCCA
This is a messenger RNA of Populus nigra (black poplar), 2782 nucleotides long. RefSeq names its product histone-lysine N-methyltransferase SUVR4-like. The coding region runs from base 645 to 1796 and encodes 383 amino acids. Gene Ontology annotation, cellular component: nucleus. Gene Ontology annotation, molecular function: histone methyltransferase activity; zinc ion binding. The transcript is spliced from 6 exons. The record is from RefSeq and is a predicted model, not a curated record. NCBI's taxonomy places the organism in Eukaryota, Viridiplantae, Streptophyta, Magnoliopsida, Malpighiales, Salicaceae.